Molecule: messenger RNA, 1990 nt
Organism: Octopus bimaculoides (California two-spot octopus)
Lineage: Eukaryota; Metazoa; Mollusca; Cephalopoda; Octopoda; Octopodidae
Molecular function (GO): protein binding
Source: RefSeq, a predicted model, not a curated record
CAGCUGUCUCUGUUGGAUGCCUGGGACAGAUUUUAUGCAAAUGCUUGUGUGACUCACUUAUGAAACUGGUUGAAUCUAGUGUUCAACAUUCUCAUGUCAACAACUAGACUGAAAUAUUUCAUUAUUUUGGUGAAGAAUGGUUGUGGCGGGACAUACCAAAUUACAUCGACCAAGGCUACAUGGAUUAUCACCCAGGGCCCCGGUCAGGCAGCUCUGCCUGGGGAGACAGCAAUGGAACUCUUUGGCUGUUUGAUGGUCACACGUUCUGGGACAUUCAGUCGGAUCGUGACCCCGUGUUGCUGAAUGAUUUGUGGAUUCAUCACACCAAGGAAAAUAUCUGGAAACUCACCCAUUCAGGUUGGCAGAGCAGAGCAACGCGGGCCCCACCGUUUCUCGAUGCACCAAAGCCUCGCUAUGGUUCUGUCUCGUGUGGGCUCCCAGGAAUGCUGUUUGUUGUUUACGGUGGGGCCGAGGAGAGUGGGCAAGUACUUAAUGACACUUGGGUGUUCUACCAGAAACAAAAACGGUGGAUUAAUCUGAACAGGGUCCAACAAGAUACAACAAGUUCACCUCCAUCUCGACGGUCCUCUGCUGUCUGGUGUUUAAGGGAUCGCAUGGUCAUGUUUGGUGGCCGUGAUCAGAGCUCGCUGCUCUCUGAUAUGUGGACCUUCUCACUAGAAAGCCUUGCUUGGUCCCCAAUGCUGCCAUCAUUGGGACCAGGGAAGCAUUCACAUCUGCCAAAGGCACGCAGUGAUGCCACGACAUGGGUUGGCCGUGGAAAUAACAAUGAGCUCUACAUGUUUGGUGGGAAUACUGUCGACCCCUUCACCCAUCGCAAGCUGAAGAAUGCUGGUUACACAUCAGACCUGUGGAUGUUUUCCCUAGACAAUGCAACAUGGUCUUGUCUGUCUGGCUGUUUGAAUGUUCCUGCAUCCGGUUCUCGGUCAAAAUUUGAUGCACCAAGACCCAGCAGCUCGGACACUGUCCCGAGAAGAUUCUUGAACUGUUUAAGGAUAAAAGAGUAAAGGGGCAGCGAGUAAGAACCCCGCUUCGGUUAUGAAUGACCAUGGGAUUGCACCUAGAAAGUUGCCCUCUGAGGCAAAAGUCCGUUGAAGGUUAUUUUAUGAAAGUCCAGCAGUCACCCAUGCGUUCCGGCCCCUGCCCUCUCCAUGUUAUCCAAGGGAAUGGCAAACGGGGACAGACACAGCUUGGCACCAAUGACAUUGCAACUCAUUUCUACAGCUGAGUGAACAGAAGCAACGCGAAAUAAAGAGUUUUGCUCAAGGACACAACAUACAUCCUGGGAAUCGAACUCACUACCUCCUGAUUGUGAAGCCGACGCUCUAAUCCCUCAGCCAUUCGCCCAACUUGACCGAAUUCUCAGUUUUCUGCAUGUUUUUUACACAAAUUCUCGAGUUGUCUCCCUUUGAUCGUAAUUUUUUUCACUCGAUUUUAUUCAUUAGUCUCGUUCAUUCAGCUGACAAAAUUGAGCAAAACACUUCAUUUCUCGUUUGCUACAGUCCACUCGGCUGGCAAACAGGGCUAUUUCCUGCAAUGGACUCUAUCCUUAGGAAUGGAUGUUAUGGUUUUUGCUGACUUAUUCACCAUGGAAACAAGAUAACAGACCCACCACCACCUCCGUGGGUCCUCGAACUCAAAACAGCAUUUAAUCACUGCCAAUUAGCGAGCAAUAAACACAAAACUAUGAGCUCCCUCCACUGAUCUUUGGUCCUUACGGGGGGGGGGGGUGUAGAGUCACAUGAUAUGGUCCCCUCUAAAGCAUACUUGCAGGAUCAAGCAGUUAAUAUUAUUUAUGAAGAGGUUUGGCAGCUGGCAGAACCGUUGGCACACCGGGUGUAACGCUAAGUGGUAUUUCGUCUGCCACUACAUCCUGAGUUCAAACUCCGCCGAGGUCGACUUUGUCUUUCAUCCUUUCAGGGUCAUCUAAAUAAAUAAAUACCAGUUACGCACUGGGGUCGAUGUAAUUGAU